UAAUUUUAGUGCUCAAGGAGGAUGUAUUUCACAUGUCCUGCCAGAAUUUUUGCUUGAACCAGAAGAUUAUAAGAGGUGGAUUGAAAUUAUGUCUUCCACUAAUACGAUGUCUGUGAGUUCCUGCACACCUAAGAAAAAAUGUUCUAUUGUUAUGGAAAUGUCUAAAUUUGAAGCCUGGAGUAAAGGGGCAUGGACAGAUGUAUUUCUACAGAUAUACAAGGUUUUGGUUCUAUCUCGUGUAGUACCAUACUGCAGCAAUAAUAUGCCCCCCAUAUGUGUCCAAAAUACACCAAAAGUCAACCCUUCUUUUGCAUCCAGCAACAUAUAUUCUGAUUCUGAAAGAAUUUUGCUUAGUUGGAUGAACAUAAAUUAUGAAAAUACUCGACAUGUGAUAUGGAAAAACUGUCACAAAGAUGUUAUCCCUUCUGAGAGACUGAUAGUAAAUUUUGACAAAGACCUUUCAGAUGGUCUUGUUUUUGCAACACAGUUGGGAGCCUAUUGCCCAUUCUUGAUCGAGUCUCAUUUUAUAAAUAUGUACACACGACCAAAAAGUCCUGAAGAGUACCUGCACAAUUGCCUGAUUAUUGUAAAUACUCUUUAUGAAAUUGACUUUGACAUGGAAAUACAG
Messenger RNA from Nomascus leucogenys (northern white-cheeked gibbon), 628 nucleotides. Its product is annotated as cilia- and flagella-associated protein 47-like. The transcript has 5 exons. The record is from RefSeq and is a predicted model, not a curated record. NCBI's taxonomy places the organism in Eukaryota, Metazoa, Chordata, Mammalia, Primates, Hylobatidae. Gene Ontology annotation, molecular function: protein binding. The annotation marks the transcript as partial.